Molecule: messenger RNA, 910 nt
Organism: Perkinsus marinus ATCC 50983
Lineage: Eukaryota; Perkinsozoa; Perkinsida; Perkinsidae
Product: cationic amino acid transporter, putative
Exons: 3
Coding region: 458-691 (77 amino acids)
Biological process (GO): amino acid transport; transmembrane transport
Cellular component (GO): membrane
Molecular function (GO): amino acid transmembrane transporter activity
Source: RefSeq, a predicted model, not a curated record
GAAGGUUCAUGAUUGCCUCAGACAAGUGCAUCACGAUACACAAUUCACCAUACAUCCUUCGGAGUGAACCAAAUGGUCGUCCGCGACGCCGAGGUAUCCCUUAUUGAUGGCUCCACUGUGUACAUGUUUCGAAUCUAACCGUUUCAUUGAGUAGCCUCCCAUAUCGGACUUGACAUUUCUCGUCGCUGGGGCGAGGAAGAAUACACCCUUGGCAAGUUCAGUCGGAAUACUUGCACUUCUGAGGGCAGAAGAGCUCCUGUAGGCAUUUUUCGUCCGUGUGCACAACUUUCGGGGAGUCAAUUUCUGAUGUAAAACUUCAUUUCAUUUUCAAGGAUACAUCGUAUGAGACGUAGUUUCUCGUCAGUCUUAGCCGUGGUUAAUCGAUGAAAAAUAUCGUCAAAUUAGUAUCCAUUGUAGGUAUUACUCAUAUGAUUUCCCCAUCAGUUUUUCCUCAGGUAUGUUCGUAUCCAUCGGAGUGGGUGCUAGAGAAGCCGGCUCCUUUCUUUGGAUUAGCUUCAUCCUCGCAGCUCUAGCAUGCGGAAUAUCUGGUCUCUGCUACUGCGAGAUGAGCUCCCUUGUUCCGGUGGCUGGAUCGGCCUAUAGCUACGUCUACACCAUCCUUGGCGAAUUACCGGCUGCUAUUGUUGGUUUCGUGCGCAUGCGUGCAUACCACUCCUUUGGUACAUCAUAGCAGGUUCUCUGUAUUGACAACUCCAUAUCGGCCGCUGCUAUCGCUAGGGCCUUCGCUGCGUAUGUCAACGUUUUAUUGGGCGAAAAACUCCCAAAGAUCCUGUAUGACUUCGAUCUCGGGUCGUCUGAGAAUCUUUGGUCGAUCUCCCUCCUCUCCUUCGUCCUCUGCAUCCUAUUGGGGUUGCUGCUUUACCGUGGGAUUAGACAAACUAGCACGUAC